UCGCAUAUUACAUAAUCUGAAGCUAGUCAGCUUCAUUGAACUAUAAAUAGCAGCGGCCUUGAUCUUCCGUCCCUCACCUACGAUCGAUAUCGUCUAACCUUCACUUUGGUCUUGCUCUGUCUAUACGAAAUAGCAGGCCGUUCGGACACUUAAUACUCGUGCUAUUAAAACUGUUUUACACAAUGGUUUAACGCGUUAAAUGUGUUAUCGAAUGUACGUUUAUUGUAAAGGAAAUUGAUUUACGCAACCGGAUUAAGACAAAACUCAAAAUGGCAUGUUAACUUAAAUUUACGGUUUAUAGUAAACAAACACAUGUGCGGCAGAUUUUUUGGGAAUAUUUCACACGUGUUGAUGUGACAGUACCUUUUGUUUUUGUGUGUUUGUGUGUUUUAAAGAUUUAUUUAUUCGUUUGCCAUUCCAAAACGGAUACAGAAUGUCGGACACGACACCAUUAAAGGAGAAGUCGCCGGCUAACGGAAUGAACGAGGUGCCGGAGGCGAAGGUUGAAUCGCCGAAAACAGCUGCCCGCAUCGCCGCCCGCCGGGCCGCCCAGAUGAGGCGGCAGCAGAGCACGGAGGGCCAGACGCGGACCUUAAGCGGUGAUGGCAGUCUCAACCGGCAGUUCUCAUUCAAUCAGUCGAACUCGCUCGGGCGGCGGCCGAGUCUGAGUUUCAGCCACGCGGACUCGAUCCCGUUCGGACUCGACAAACCGACAGCGGAGGAAAUGAAUGUCGAUGAAGUUCCGUGGUGGACCUCCCGUCGUCUGCUGCUAUCGUUCAUCUGCUUCAUCGGCUUCUUCUUCCUCUACUCGAUGCGCGUGAACCUGAGCACGGCGAUCGUCUGCAUGAACAAGGAUACCGAGGCGCAUCACGGCACCGGAAACGUCACCGGCAACGUCACCGGCAACAGCAGCGUCAACUAUAGUACCGGCUUGGAAAACGUGACCGUUCUCGUAUCGACGACGACGGCGGUCGACCCAAAUAACGAAUGCGUUUUAGCGAAGUCUACAGGCAACUUGGUCGCCGAGUUUUCGUGGGAUAAGCAGCAAAAGGGUCUGAUCCUAGGAGCGUUCUUUUGGGGCUACACCGUCAUGCAGAUUCCUUCCGGUUACCUCAGUGACAGGUUCGGGCCCCGAAUGAUGAUAUCUCUGGGCAUGUUCCCGUGCGCCAUUUUGACAAUCAUCUGCCCCUUCUUGGCGCGUGGCAGCCCAUAUCUUUUGUUGGUUGGGCGAAUUCUGAUCGGAAUGGGAGAGGCAAUGAUGUACCCGGGAAUGCAGUCGCUAUGGGCAAGAUGGUCGCCACCACACGAGCGUAGCCGAUUGGUCGGUUUUGCCUUCGGAGGUUCCCAGCUCGGCAAUGCGCUCACGUUCCCGCUGGCGGGUCUCCUGUGUGCGUACGGCUUUGACGGUGGCUGGCCGUCCGUGUUUUAUAUCACAGGACUGGUCAGCCUCCUCUGGUGCUGCGUGUACGCCUUCUUUGCACGGGACAGCCCCGGCGCCAUGCCCUCCAUUAAGCCUAUUGAGCGCCAGUACAUCGAGACCUCGCUCGGGGUGUACGGCCAGUCGGUGGAAGAGCAGCUGGAACAGCGGAAACAAGAAAAGCCCUGGAAGGCUAUUUUCACGUCGGGUCCGGUGUGGGGUAUCUUGCUGGCGAACGCCUGCGGAAACUACGGAUCCUACAUGCUUCUCACUCAGAUGCCGUCCUACAUGAAAGAAGUGCUCAAGUUCGACAUUACAUCGAACGGAGCCUAUUCGAUGAUUCCUUACCUCGUGUUCUGGAUUUUCAUCCUCAUCGGAGGCCAGAUCGCAGACGUUUUGAUCACUAAGAACAUUCUCAGCAUCGAGUGGACAAGAAAAUUAUGCUGCGCUUUAGGAAUGGUAAUCCCUGGCAUUUUCCUCGUGCUCACCGGAUACAUGGACUGUCACCGCAAAGUGGAGGCCGUGAUACUUCUGUCUCUGUCAAUGGGUUUUUGCGGUUUCCAGUUCAGUUCGUUCUUUAUCAACCAUGGCGAUAUAGCGCCCCGCUACGCCGGUACGAUUUUCGGGUUCACGAAUACCGGCGCGAGCAUUCCCGGCAUCCUCGCGCCUUACAUCGUCGGUGCAAUCACGAAAAAUAAAACUCGAGAAGAAUGGCUCCUUGCGUUCUACAUAGCGGCAGGUGUCCAAGUACUUGGAGCUAUCAUAUACGCUAUCCUGGCUAAAGGCGAGGUUCAACCAUGGGCGAUGGAAGAAAUGGAGGAGAUGCCGCCAGAGGGCGUGCCGCUACAAGAGAUUCCGGAGCACGAUGACGAAGAAGAGGAGACAAACGGGAAGUGAUUGUCUCCCUUUGUAUUUGAUUAUUGCCCUUAGUAUCGGAAGCAGAGCGAAACAUCAGCCUUUUCUUCAAAUAUACUUCAUGCAUUUGGGAAGAUGUUUUGAUCGUUAAUAAGUGUGGCCAUUUUUUUGUGCAAACAAGUCUGGGGAAGCAGUUGAACGGAAAAUACUAUGGACUACUUUUUGCGUAUAAAUAAAUCAUGUGGUACGUUUUAUUGUAAAAUAGUGCGGACUUUUUUGUAUAUUCAAAUACAACCGCGCUUGUUGAGUUUAAUUAAUUUGGACUAGCAUGAAUAACAGUGUAUAUUGUGAAUGUUGAUUAUAAAAACAUAGCCAUAUUAUAUACAUAAAUGUGUGAGAUUGUGUAAUUUUAACAUCUGAAGCAAACAUUAUAACAUACUGAUGGCGAUCAUCGGCUGUCAUUGACGUCAUCAAUGCGUAUGAUAUUUAUGUUUUCAAUGCUUGCCUUGAAAGUCGUGAAUGCCCUUAGUUAUUGUUCAAAACCCAUAGUGGAUUUCCAUUGUAAGUACCCCUGUGUCAAUUUCUAUUAUAUAUUUUUAAUUUAAAGUGGUCGUAUAAUAUUGUAUACUAUAUUUUGCUAAGUGUGGGGAUGAUUACUGUAUAUUGCAUUCGUAAAAUGCUAUACUACACUUUAUUUUAACGGCUGAUUUACAGCUGAAGUUUCCCUUUGUUUUAAUAAAAAAACAAAUUUCUUACGAUUUUAAUACACAUUGAGUAUUUCGUAUUGAUCUGUGAAAAGUAUGUCCAUGUUCCUUUUAAACAAAACGAACUUAGAGUUUGCUGAUAUCAAGCGUUACGCGCUAGUAACAGUAAGGGGAUGUAAUUACUGACAAUAGUUUGGUAACGCGCUAGUAACAGUAAGGGGAUGUAAUUACUGACAAUAGUUUGGUAACGCGCUAGUAACAGUAAGGGGAUGUAAUUACACUCAAUAGUUUGGUAACGCGCUAGUUACAGGAAGGGGAUGUAAUUACUGACAAUAGUUUGAUUUUGCAUGAUCUAUUUAUGCCUCAAAUUUGUAAUACCCUGUGCUGCGCAAAAGUAUCACGUGACUAUGACGUGCCAUAGUACACUAUUUCAAUUAGCAUACAUGUACUCCGCCGUGAAACUUUAAAAUAAUAAAUUGUUUAAUGACUGUUUUGCUUUUUAUGAUUCGCUCAAAAUUAUUACAUUGAACACAUUAUUAACAUAGUAUGUCAAUUUUGCAAAUGAAUGUAGUUGAAAAAAUGAAAUCUCCGACGUAAAUUAUUCAACAGUACUUCUGUGCGAUUAGUGAUUUCUUGUUACAGCCAAAUGUUCUGGUAACUAUACUUAUUCGCACUUGAAAAACUAUAAAUGACUAUUAUAGUAAAAAUAAAUGAAGUUCAUUAAAUGGCCAUGUUGUUUCCAUUAUUGUAUAAUUUUAUUUCUUUUUUUAUUUCUCGAACUAUUGUUUUUUGCUGGUGCAUUUUUUGUUUGAUUUUAAGUUAGAUUAGAAGCAACACGUUUUAUCGAUCUUGUUGUUUAUUUUUAUGUAGACUAAAGAAAUGUUGCGCUCUUUUUUAUUUGUUUCAAGAACAAAGUUCUAAUCGUUUCAUUUUGUAAUUGCUGUUUCCUAUAUACAUUUUAUGCUUUUUAAUGUUAGAUUAGAAUCAAUACGUCUUAUCGAUCUUGUAGUUUAUUUGUAUGUUGACUAAAGAAAUGUUGCGCUCGUUUUAAUUUGUGUCAAGAACAAAGUUCUUAUCGUUUCCUUUGUAAUCGUUGUUUCCUAUAUACAUAUAAUGCUUUGUAUGCUCCCGGUGGUAUAUUGUUUUGGCCUGUCUGUCUGUCACUGUGUCAGUCAGUCAGUCAUUCAUUGUGUGUGUCCCAAAACUUUAAACUUGGUCACUCAUAACUUUUGCAAUAUUGAUGAUAGCAACUUGAUAUUUGGCAUGCAUGUGUAUCUCAUGGAGCUGCACAUUUUGAGUGGUUAAAGGUCGAGGUCAUCCUUCAAGGUAAAAGGUUUUAAAAAAAUCAAAGCGGCGCAUUAGGGGGCAAUGUGUUUCUGACAAACACUUCUAUUGUUCAUUUUUAUUAGCUCGGCUGUUUUCGGAGAAAACCCGAGGUAUUGCCAUAGCCAGCUCGUCGUGUCGUGUCCGCCGUCCGCGUCGUGCUAAAACCUUAACAUGUUGUCAAGGUUUUGAACAUUCGCUCUAAAAUCAAAGUGCUUCAACCUACAACUUUGAAAUUUCAUAUGUAGCUGCACCUUGAUGAGUUCUACAUGCCACACCCAUUUUUGGAUCACUAGGUCAAAGGUCAAGGUCACUGUGACCUCUAAAAAAUAAUUCUGACACGCUUUCAUAUUUUCAAAACUGCACCCGCAGCCGAGCGUGGCACCCGCUAUGCGGUGCUCUUGUAUUUUAUAUUGUGUUGCUGAGUCGGAAAGUGUGAAAAUACCUUAACCCUUUGCAUGCUGGGAAAUUUGUCGUCUGCUAAAAUGUCUUCUGCUGAAUUUCUAAAAUUAGCAUUUUCUUCGAUUUUUUUUCAAAGAAUAUUAUCAGAAUAGCAAACAGUUUGGAUCCUGAUGAGACGCCACGUUUUGCGGCGUCUCAUCUGGAUCCAAACUGUUUGCAAAGGCCUUUUAAAUUCGGUUCCAGCACUCAAAGGGUUAAACAUAACCAUAUGUGCAUAAAAACACAAUAAGUUUUAUGGAGAAAAAAAACGAAAUAGUAUGUCUAAAGUCAUUGUAUUUUCAUUGCCCAUCAUGCUAUAAGGAAUGAAAGUUUAGCAAUACAUGCUGUACAUCUAUGCUAUUUAAAGUGGAAAGUUAAAUGCUCUGCCAUUGUUACGUUUUUUGUUAUUGUUUCUUAACACCAUUUCUUCCUUAUUUUCAAUAUCAGCCCUGUUAAUUGUUUUUGAUGUUGUUGUUUUCAUAUGAUGAGUCUAAGUUAUUAAUUAUCAAUAUUGUAUUGAUCAUGCAUUUUUUACUCGUAUACCCGAUACGAAAUGUUUCCUUGCCAUUUAGCAUAUCUUUUUAAGACGAAUAUGUUUAUUUUGCAAACAUUCUCGUUUCUGUCGAGUAUAUUUCUCUCUCAUUUAAUAAAACAAUCUACCCGUCCAUGUUUUUAAGUAGUCUAUUGUUUUAUUUAAUUGUUGAUAAUUAUAUGUUAAAUCGCAUUUUUACUAGAAAGUCAGUAAACGCUGUUAUGACCGAUCUAUGAUUGCAUACGAUAAAUAUUUAUGUUCAUGUAUGUCGACAGUGAGAUUUAUGGUUUACAUUCAUUCUGUGGAAAAACGUGACGUCAACAGAUGGCGUCAUUUAAGUGCGUGUGUGUUUGCUUUAUACCACAGACAGUGUUCAAAUAAUUCUAGAUUUUUCCAAAGGGUACUAUUUCGUUGAUCUUCACGAACACUGCGUAACACUGGACCCGUGUGCUUAACCCAUUAAACCGAUUCAGAAUUCAUUACGUCUUUAUCUUUAAAAAAAACAAAACAUUCAAUAUAUUCAUCCAAUUUGCUGAUUAGUAAUUAGACAUGUUUUAAUAUUUUUAAUAGUCUUGUUUUGUGUUAUUGGAAAUAUAUUUGAUAAAAAAUA
Molecule: messenger RNA, 5882 nt
Organism: Dreissena polymorpha
Lineage: Eukaryota; Metazoa; Mollusca; Bivalvia; Myida; Dreissenidae
Exons: 11
Coding region: 434-2314 (626 amino acids)
Biological process (GO): transmembrane transport; monoatomic anion transport
Molecular function (GO): transmembrane transporter activity
Source: RefSeq, a predicted model, not a curated record